Zeugodacus cucurbitae (melon fly) is the source of this 26350-nucleotide messenger RNA. RefSeq names its product protein pangolin, isoforms A/H/I/S (gene pan). Gene Ontology annotation, cellular component: beta-catenin-TCF complex. Gene Ontology annotation, molecular function: DNA-binding transcription factor activity, RNA polymerase II-specific; RNA polymerase II cis-regulatory region sequence-specific DNA binding. The record is from RefSeq and is a predicted model, not a curated record. NCBI's taxonomy places the organism in Eukaryota, Metazoa, Arthropoda, Insecta, Diptera, Tephritidae. The coding region runs from base 12978 to 19106 and encodes 2042 amino acids. Gene Ontology annotation, biological process: regulation of transcription by RNA polymerase II; canonical Wnt signaling pathway. The transcript has 5 exons.
UAUACAACAACAUUUUGAAUAGACUUGUAGUAGUAACGAAUAGUUAGCAACACAUUAUUAUUCCUAUUCAAUUAGAGAUGAUGAUAAGUAUAUGUAUGUAUGUGAUUGGCGUUCAACCGUUUAGCCGGUUAUAGCCGAAUCGAUGAGAGCGCGCCACUCCUCUCUUCCCUUCGCAGUUCCGCGCCAGUUGGAGAUUCCAAGUGUAACCAGGUCCCUCCAACGGAGUGGAGGUCUUCCCCUUCCUCGGCUUCCUCCGGCGGGUACUGCAUCGAACACUUUCAGAGCUGAAGUGUUUUCGUCCAUUCGGACAACAUGACCUAGCCAGCGUAGCCGCUGUCUUUUUAUUCGCUGAACGUCGUAUAACUCGUACAGCUCAUCGUUCCAUUGUCUGCGGUAUUCGCCGUUGCCAAUGUUCUGAGGACCAUAAAUCUUGCGCAAAAUUUUCCUCUCGAAAACUCCUAGUGUCGUCUCAUCUGAUGUUGACAUCGCCAAGCUUCUGCACCAUAAAGCAGGACGGGAAUGAUAAGCGACUUGUAGAGUUUGAUUUUGGUUCGUCGAGAGAGGACUUUACUGUUCAAUUGCCUACUCAGUCCAAAGUAGCAUCUGUUGGCAAGAGUGAUUCUGCGCUGGAUUUCGAGGCUGACAUUAUUGGUGUUGUUGAUACUGGUUCCCAGGUAUACGAAAUUAUUUACAAAUUCGAAGUUAUGACUGUCAACAGUGACGUGGGAGCCAAGACGCGAAUGCGCCGACUGUUUGCUUGAUGACAGGAGAUAUUUCGUCUUGUCCUCAUUCACCUUCAGACCCAUUCACUUCGCCUCCUUAUCCAUGCGGGAAAAAGCAGAACAAACGGCGCGGUUGUUGCUUCCAAUGAUAUCAAUAUCAUCGGCGUACGCCAGCAGCUGUACGCUCUUGUAGAAGAUUGUACCUUCUCUAUUUAGCUAUGCAGCUCUUAUAAUUUUUUCCAGCAUCAGGUUAAAGAAGUCGCACGAUAGUGAGUCACCUUGUCUGAAACCUCGUUUGGUAUCAAACGGCUCGGAGAGGUCCUUCCCAAUCAUGACGGAGCUUUUGGUGUUGCUCAACGUCAACUUUCACAGCCGUAUUAGUUUUGCGGGGAUACCAAAUUCAGACAUCGCGGCAUAAAGGCAGCUCCUUUUCAAGCUGUCGAAAGCAGCUUUAAAAUCGACAAAAAGGUGGUGUGUGUCGAUCCUCUUUUCACGGGUCUUCUCCAAGAUUUGACGCAUGGUGAAUAUCUGGUCCAUGGUGGAAUUUCCAGGUCUAAAGCCACACUGAUAAGGUCCAAUCAGUUUGUUGACGGUGGGCUUAAGUCUUUCACACAGUACGCUCGAUAGAACCUUAUAGGCGAUAUUUAGGAGUCUUAUCCCACGGUAAUUGGCACAGUUUGUGGGGUCUCCCUUUUUAAGGAUUUGGCAGAGCACACUAAGAUUCCAAUCGUCAGGCAUGCUUUCUUCCGACCAUAUUUUGGAAAGAAGCUGAUGCAUGCACCUUAUCAGUUCUUCGCCGCCGUAUUUGAAUAACUCAGCCGGUAAUCUAUCGGCCCCUGCCGCUUUGUUGUUCUUCACGCGGGUUAUUGCUAUUCGAAUUUCUUAAUGAUCGGGUAAUGGUACACCUAUUCCAUCGUCAUCGAUUGGGGAAUCGGGUUCGCCAUAUCCUGGUGUUGUACUUUCACUGCCAUUCAGCAGUUCGGAGAAGUGUUCCCUCCAUAAUCCCAGUAUGCCCUGAACAUCGGUUACCAGAUUACCACCUUGGUCUCUACAUGAGGAUGCUCCGGUCUUAAAACCUUCGUUAAGUCGCUUAAUUUUUUCAUACAAUUUUCGAGCAUUUCCUCUGUCUGCCAGCUUCUCAAGCUCUCCAUACUCACACAUUUCGGCUUCUUUCUUUUUUGUCUGCAGAUGCGUCUCGCUUCCCUCGCUUGUGGUCGUUUGCAACGUUGCGAGGUAGGCAGUCUGUUUUCUCUCCGCUGCGAGACGACAUUCCUCAUCGUAUCAGCUGUUUUUUGACUUUUCCGAAAGCCAAUGGUUUCGGUUGCAGCGAUACGCAGUGAGUUUUAGAUGCCGUCCCACAGUUCCCUUAUACCGAGAUGCUGAUGAGUGCUCUCAGAGAGCAGGAGUGCAAGUCGAGUAGAGUAUUUCGUGGCUGUCUGUUGCGUUUGCAGCUUUUCGACGUCGAACCUUCCUUGUGUUUGUUGACGGGCGUUCUUUGCUGCACAGAGGCGGGUGCGUAUCUUCGCUGCAACCAGAUAAUGGUCCGAGUCUAUAUUUGGUCCUGGGAGCGUACGCACGUCUAAAACACUGGAGACAUGUCUUCCGUCUAUCACAACGUGAUCGAUUUGGUUACGCGUGUUUCGAUCAGGAGACAGUCAAGUAGCUUGAUGUAUUUUCUUAUGCAGGAAUCUGGUACUACAGACGACCAUAUUUCGGGCCCCAGCGAAGUCGAUCAGCCUCAGGCCGUUUGGCGAUGUUUCGUCAUGGAGGCUGACGAACUGUUGUGCCAAAAACCCCUUCUUUACCCACCCUGGCGUUAAAAUCGCCAGCACGAUUUUGACAUCGUGGCGGGGGCAACGCUCAUAGGUGCGUCCUGGCCCUCAUAGAAAGCAUCUUUGGUCACAUCGUCCUUCUCUUCCGUUGGGGCGUGGGCGCAAAUAAGCGAUAUGUUGAAGAACCUCGUUUUUAUGCGUAUUGUGGCUAGACUUAAUCCACCGGGGUGAAUGCAAGGACUCGGCGACGGAGUCUCUCUCCCACCACAAAUCCAACACCAGAUUUGCGCUCCUUUAUAUGGCCGCUGUAGUAGAUAUCACAACGACCUACCUUCUUCCGUCCAUGUCCCGCCCAUCGCACUUCUUGGAUGGCGGUGAUGUCAGCCUUUAGUCGUAUGAGGACAUCAACCAGCUGGGCAGAGGCACCUUCCCAAUUAAGGGUCCGGACAUUCCAGGUGCAUGCCCUUUAAUCAUUAUCCUUAAAACGUUUGCAGUGGUCGUCAUCAAAAGGGGGGUUUCUCAUCCGAAGCUUUCUUUUUCGGUUUUUCAUUGGUACUUCGUUUUUAUGUGGUGGGUCCCAAGCCCUACGCACAACCGUAAAAGCGGGAUCGCCUUCAAACUGAUGUUUGUUAGCUACCAAGAGGAUACUUGGUCUAGAACCGGAAGUCGUGAGCUGCUUGAAUCAUGUGGAGAAGAAUCGUUUCUGGCCACUCCAAAGUGAAUGACAAUCAAAAACUUUCCUCACUUACGUGAACUUCUACACAUGAUCCCAUCCUCCUCCGCAUGAUAAGUAUAUACAUAUAUAAAAUAUAAAAAUUGUAUACUGGAGAUCACAGACCAACUGCGGUCGAAGGGUGUUUGAAAAGUGAAUGUGAAGCCGUCAAUGAUUUUCUAAAUAAAUGUUGCUAUCUCAGUGGUCUUGAUGAAAUUAUCACAGGAAACCGCGACCGUUAAUUGCCAUAAUUUUCCUGUUUAAAGCCUUGAGAAGUACACUGCAGAAGAUAUUCUACAGUUUCUGCUUCUUCUAUUUCUUGACAGCUUCUGCAGUAAUUGUAUGGUAUCCCCAAACUGCAGGCAAGUCCACGAAGCAAACAUUGUCGUUUUAGAACUCCUACCGGUGUGACUAUAUUGUUCCUUUUAAACUUCAAGUGUUGUCCAUAUUCCAUGCAGGCCACGUUGUCUGCUUGUUGAGCAAGUGCUGGAUUGUUUCCACUGAGACUCAGCCAACUCUAUUAGAUUAGUACCAACGGCACGCAUAUGCCCUCUUUUUCGGAUUCUAAUUGUAACGUGGUGCCCAAACUGGCAAGUCCAACUGCUUCACAGUUACCUGGAAUAUCGUUGUGUCCUGGAAUCCUUUGCACAUUUGACGUGAAAUAGAAAGCUAGUUCUACUAACAGUCCCAAAACGUGCCUUCACCAACUUCGUAGAAACCUUUAAAGACUUGACUGAUUUUAAAGCCGCUUGGCUGUCUGUGAACAUAAAUUUGCUAGUUGUUGUAAGCACCUGCUUUGUCAGAACAAGAAGGCUUCACUCAGACACAAGAAGGCUCACUGUCGAGCGAUUUCUGUAUGCCUGAAGAGAGGGCUAUUUGUUCUAAAAAUUUAACUUGGCGCAUGACAAAUGUCCGGAGGUGUUCGUCUAAUAGGCGCCUGCUACGCGUCCAGUAUUUAUGGUGAUAUUUCCUGUAUCGAUUUAUUUAUUUAUAUUGAUGGAUCACGAUCCAUAUCACAAAAUAUUUAAAUAUUUUGUAAUCCAGAAAAUGGGUCGUGGAUCGCGUGAUAAACAUUGAACUUGUAGCAUAUUUUGUGAUUUACGAGUCCGAAUAGUGCCAAAAUUUUAAAAUCAAUUAUAUUGUAAUAAAAUGGACAUGAAUUACAAUAUUUACAGUUGCAUCUUUGCCAGAGCUACGCAACUAAUCUGCCAAAGGUUUUUUUGAUAAUGGCCAAAAAAUGGGUAAGAGCGUGUCAUUACUUGCUCGCAUAUAGUAUCUAAUAUUAAGUUUUUCGAGCAUACGAUUCUGCAUAUAUCGAGUAAUAUGUAAACUAUCUUAGAAGAGCUAUAUAAUCUUGGUUAUAAAGUGUCCCCGUCAAAAAUUCUGUGUGCUGACCAACUACUAAAUAACGCAUACAUUUUUGAAAUAUUCAACUACUUUCAAUUUCGUAUGGUUUAAAAACUUAUCCUGUAAUUUUCGAUUUUAAUUUGUAAUUAAAAUUAAUGUUUUACUUUUACUCUGUCCACCCCACAUCUUUUACUUCUUAUCCUUUUGUAUUUAACUAUACGAACAUUCGCCAUACUUGUUUUGAAACCAUCGCACAGUCCACCACCCGAUGAUCACUAGUCCUUUCUCCUUCACGCGCACAGCACACUCUACACUUACGUAUGUAUAUAAGGAAUGGCUAAAUAAAAGCUUGUAACAGUUGUGGGUAAAUACCGUUGUAUUCCCUCCCCUUUCAACCAGCUACCAUAUAUUUCAACUGCUUUCUCAAUACUUAUAUAUAUGUGUGUCCUCUUUUUGUGCAUUUGAGCGCUAGCUCAAGGUAAAACAGGGGAAGAUAACCACGGACCUGCGCACUGUUAGAAUUAACCGUUUCGGAGCGCAAUCAACAUGCAUAACAGGAAUGAAUGACAUUUUCGGUGUUUUCGUAGAGUUCCGGAAAAUACCGACACUAAGUUUUUGAUUUCUGUUGAAAUAAUGUUUCUGUUUUAAGCAAUGAAAAUAAAAAUAUUAUUUGUUAGGUUUAUGCAACAAAAGCAUGUACUUAGUUCAACAUAUAUUUUCGUAUUGGUUUUGUAUGCAUCUAUUUGUUUAAUUGAAUGUACUAUUUAGCACAGUAGUAUUUAUAUACAGUGAAACCUCUCCCAACGGACAGCUCUUUUAGGCGGACUACUUCCUUGGACGACAUUUUUUCUUGCACCAAGUUAAAUCUUUAGAACAAAUUAAUAAUGUCCCUGCAAAAGUAAUGUUAAAUAGUGCAAAAUUCCCUUCAUAUUGCACUUCUUAUGCCUACUUUGCUUUCACUAUUCCUUAUCCAAUGGUUGCUUCUUAUAACUGUUAUGUUGGUUAAUCAUGUUUUUAAAUCGUUUGCUCAAACAGUUGGCAAUAUCGUAAAAUUAUGCUGCCUACCCACCGUUAGAGGGCGCGAUAUACAGGAUAUCCCAAUUAUCCUUGACAUGGUCUUUGCAGCUUAUUAAAUAUAAUAGGGAUGUAAGCCAUAGCUAUAGCAUGCUUCUCAACCUAAGCUAAUUCGAAGUAAUAUAUAUGUAUGUAAGUCGAAAUGAACAGUUCGGAAGCCUUAGUAUGAAUUUUACUUGCUAAACACUUAUGCGUUUGGUAAUCGCGUAAAUUUUUAGUUUCGCAGGCAUUCGUGCCACCCGAGACGGCUAGCUCGUGUGUCUGUAGGGAAAAGCUUUGUCUCAUUGCGUUUUUGCUAAAUAUUCGUAAAUAAAUCAAAUCAAUCAAAAGAUUAUGUAUAAAAUAUGUAUAAUAAUUGCAAGCUAAAAAAAUUUAAAAUUUAAAAUUCAUACUUCGAAUUGUACAUUGCUUUUUUAUCUCUAUGUAUGUAUGCGUGUAUGAAUAAAAUGCAAACUAAUACAUACUCUAACCAAACGUUGCCACAUAAUUUUUUAAAGCGAAAUAUAAAAUUUUCAAUAAGAAUAAUUUUACUUGAGUAUCCAACAGCUGAUAGAAUUUGUCAAUGUCAAAAUUAUUGGUUAAUGCAGCAUUUUCUUGGCUACUUACACCUGUCACGAGGGUCUGCCUUUCAAUUUAACCUAACUCAAUAGAGGGAUUAUUUUGAACUUGCAAAGCUCUUACAUGGAUUGGAAUAUUUUACAACAACAGAACAUUCAACAAAUCGUGUCAAAAUAAUUGCAAUCCUGAUUCAGCUGUCAUAAUAUUACACCCAUAACGGAGGUCUUUGUGCAUAUUUUUUCUUGCAUUUCGUACAAUCAUUAAAUCUCGCUGAGCAAGCUAAUAAUGUAUAUAUAUAUAUAUCACUUCGCAAACAACUAGUUCAAAACAUCACUCAUUGUGCAACUCUGUUUUAGCGUUAUUACGGUGCGAGUCAACAAACGGUUAUACCACCGGUUUGCGCUAACUGCUAUUUUUAUUUCUUAAGGAUAAAAAGGGAAAGCUACCCAAAACUCUUGUUCAUCUCCUGCUUACAAAUACUAGUGUUAGAAUGUGUUUAAAUUAAUUAUUUUUCAUGAUGAUGCUUUCAAUAUAUGUCACUGCUUUUAUAUAUACAUUUGAACUCACUUACUUGAAUCACCAUAAUCCACAAAAAAAACUUCGCGUUAGAGCGACUUCGAGUUAUGGCAGGUAAUUUGUACGAAAUUUGACUGCUAUUAGCAAUUCAAGAGUUCGAGUUAUAGAAGUUCGGAUUAUGGAAGUUAGUUCAACUGUAUAUAUUUGCCCAUAGUUCUUAGAUGGCAUAAAAGGCCUCAAAUCUGCUUUUAACAGUAUCAAAUUAUUAGUGACCCCACAUUUAGUUAACCUUUUAUUAGUAUUAUAUGGACAUACGCGGAUGAAUUUUAUAAGCUGUAAACAUAAAUGUCAACCACUAAUAGAAAUAAUGGUCAAUUACCUAUGUGAAAUUUCUACACAAAUUUUUAAAUAUAUUUUGCCUAUUACUUCCAUAUAUGAAAGGUGUUGUGUACAACCAAACAAAACCAUGAAUCUAUUAUGAGUCAAAGUUGGAAUAAUACAAAUAUUAUUUAUCGAAAAGUACUGAACACCUUAGGUAUAGGUCAUAUCAGCUUGAGAGAAACAUUUUAUAUACCAUUAAAUUAAGUGGUAAAUGUAGAUUUUUUUUUAAUAACUAUUAUUCUAAAAAGCAAUUUUUCGAACUGCGAAACCAAAUAUUUCGAUUUUGGAGGUUAACUUCGAAAAUCGGUGUAUGCAAUUAUUUUACUUAUGUCUCAAGCUCCCGGAAAAAUCAGUUUCAGUCAAUACACAGAAAAAAGUCGAUUUUGCCAUAUAAUGUUAUCAAACACCGUGACAGCAUAAAUUUUAAGUUCAAAGCAGCUUCAUUUAGUAUUGUGUGUUCUUGUUAUCUGGCAACCUUAUGCAAAAUUAUAGCUGUUGCUUCUGCGUUGAAUGGAUUGUAUUUUGUGUAUACUGUGUGUUUACAAUAAUGAAAGCUUGAUUGAUGUGUGUGGAAUUAAUUAUGUGUAUGCUGACAUGUUGCUGUACGCUGAGAAAAGAGUUACGAAGAGAUGAUAAAAUUUUCCUGCUACUCAAAUGUUUUAUUGCCAAAAUAGUUUAACGACGUUUGUGUGCAUACUGACAGACAAUCGUUAACAUUGCUCGUUACGGUUUUUGCCGUGGUGUAAGCGGGCAGGCGCAGGCCGAAAUUUAAUGUAAUUGUCAUUUAUUGCGUUUAAGGAAAAGUGGAAAAGUUAAAAUGUGCGACAACAAUUGCGUUACAACUGAGCGAGCGAGUGUAACAGUAAUCGAAUGCAGCAGCCUAGCUGUCAAACCUAGUACAACACAAGGCGAAAGUGUGUGAAAAGUAGUGCCGAAACAACAUUCGCAUAGCGAGUGGUGAGCGCCGAAAAAUAUGUACUGUUUUUAAUGCCAACACCGUGUGUAUGUCGCGCGCCUUGAUAUAGUCGCAAUAAACUUGUAUGUGGCCGCAUGCUGGCCGUGCAACGGGCGUGAGUGUGCGAAAUAAAAUGCAUGUAUUGCUAAGAAAAAAAAUUUGCCAAAAUCUCCAAAGGAAAAAGUAUAGUAACAAACACUGAAAAGCAGAAGGAAAUGCCGAAACUGCUUGCUUCGAAAAAAAUUAAAAUAAAAGUAAAAAAAAAAAACGCUGAAAACCUAAGAACGAGUACGUGCAUGUGUAUACACACGUGUAUGCAUGCGCAUGUGUAUGUGACCGAGUUGUUGCAUAGCGCGAUAAGUGUAGAAUGUAAUUAAUUUUUUUCGCAGUUCUUGCAAAGUGAAAACAAAUCAAAAUGAACAAUUAAGACAGUGAAAAGUAUUGACAGUUUACAAUAUAAAAGCAAUGCAACAGAACAAGCGAAACUUAAGACAGUAUACACACUGCAGCAAAAGCUAAAUUUACUAAACAAUAUUCUGAACAAAAAGCAUCAUAAAAUUAAAAAAAAAAACAGUAAAACCAACGUCACAUGCAGUGAAAUCUUCCCGCAAAGUGCAAUCCAACGCAAUUUUCCAGUGAUUUUGUGUUAUGUGUGAAAUUUGUUGUUAGUUUUGUUUUUGUUAUUGUCGCGUACAACUCAACUGUAAUUGCAUUAAAUAAUAUAUGUAUAUGCUCCAUACAAGUGUAUGUGUAUAGCAAUUUUGCAGCAUACUUUUCUGCGCCUAUCAUUUGCAUAUGCAUGUUUCAAUGUUUACACAAUAUACAAUACAAACUGCUUAUUAUUGAUUAGCUGCGCUCUAUAAUAGCUAAUUGUGCCAAUAUUGUUAUGUACUUGAGUGUAAAUUAAUGAACUAAGGAAAAUAUCGGACUCCUAUAAGUCAAAGUUCUCCAUAAGUCGCACUCUUGAAUUGGCAAUAGCAAUCAAAAUUCAUACAAAUUACCUGCCAUAACUCGAAUUGGCUCUAACUCGUAGUUUUUUUGUGGAUUAUGGUGAUUUGAAUUAGGGAAGUGCAUCUUUAUAUACAUAUAUAAUGCUCAUUAUUGCCGAAAGCUAUUGUACAUAUGUAUAUGUAUGUAAUUUUAAUGAUGGAAAACUUAGUAGCAAUUUAUAAUGAGCACAAAAGCGUUAUAUCUAUCUGUGAAAUUGCUGAGAUACUACAAAGCAAAGCAAAGCUACCCGUCAGGAAAUUGGUGGUUUUGUGCGGCAAAUUCUUGCAUAAAAAAAUCAUUUUAGUUAAAUCACUUCAUUAAUAUCUUAUUGUUAUUUGUUUUUAAUACAAUUUAAAAAAAUAAAAAAAAAAAAUAAUUAUAAUAUUUUACUGAUUGUAUGUUUAAAAUGAGUUCAGUGAUAAGGUGGGUUUCAAGAUUUCAAAAAAAAAAAAUUGUCUCAUUAAAUAGUUUAAUAUGUUUGAAAUAUUAAACAAAAAUUAAUUAAAUAUCAAAUAUUAUUAACUCGAUCAGCGUAUAAAGAGAUAGAUGUAACCUUACAGGUGUUUAUCUAAAAAGUCAAUUUUUCAAGUCGUUGGUCACGAUAUCUCGACAAGUUAAGAAGCGAUUUUGUUCAAAUUUUCCAGACAUCUUUGAAAGUACAUUUUUUACUUAAUGCACGAAAUAUAUAUAUAUAUAUAUUUUUUUGUAUUGCAACUAUUUUUUUCGAGUCAAUAUAUGGCGAAAGUUUGUACAAAAAAGUGUGUUUUGUUGUUAAAAAUCUAUCAAAAAUACAAAUAUUAUUAUUUUCUGUUAAAUAAUAUAAUAUUUUCUGUUUCUGAAAUAUUUUCGGUUUAUUAAAUUUUGUUAAAACAAUAAUUAGUUAUGCUGUUCGCGGCAAGUGCUUUUUUUUGAGAUGUCAAUGGAGUUGUGGUACCAACAGCUGAGUUUUCUGAAUUUUUAAAUGAAAAUUUCACAAAAUGCAAUUUAAAUAUGUAAAUAUGUGAUAAAAAAAUUAAAAAAAAAACACUGAAACCCACCUAAACAAUUAAAUCGUAUGAUAUUAUUUUUAACUUAUUUGGCAUAUUGUUAUUGUUGAAACAUAGAAAAUAACUGCGGCAGUCACAUUUAUAUUUUUGAAAGACGUGCAUCAUAAAUUUAAUUUAUUUUUGAACUAUUUUAAUUUUUGUGUUUAAACCUGCUUUUUGUAGCAAACAAAUGUUUCCCAUUAGGUGUGUGCAAGUACUCUUUGGUUUGCCUUUCUCAAUGAUUGAUAGGAGAGUUGCCCGCCAUGUAAUGCGCAGAAAUCACAAAAUCUCUCACUUACCCAAAACAAUAUUAACAUAUUUAUUUAAAUUUAUAUUUAGUAUGAAAUAUUAAUUAUUUGUCAAGAAGAAAAAAGCGGAGACAAAACUUGAAAAAUAAUAGCAAAUUUGUUUGGAUACUUAAAACACAAUCAGCAUGAUUGUAAAUUUCAUGUGAAUAAAGCAUUCCAAAGCAGGAAUUUUUAUUUCCACUCGAAAGAAAAAUUCGUAUCAUGAAUUUCGUGUGUAUGACAUAUGGAUUUGGGUAGCAAUCUUGUUCUUUUCUCCAAUCGAUAUCGAUGGUGGUCCCAUUAUAUCGAGGGAAUUGUGUCACUAUUCAAAUGCAUGCACUUUUUUCUUAUUUCCUUUGAGAGCUGUAUUUGAAUUUUCUACCAAAACCUGUUCCCCACAACAGAAGGAAUACCCUUAGACCUUAUAGUCUACAGUCCUUUUUGAACUCAGAAUAACCCUAAAUACAUAUUAGGACUCGUCUGCAUAAGUUUUUUACUUCUAAAUCCGCAAAUUCGCAGUGAGAUUCAAGGGAUUCUGCAGCUAGCAUCCAAUAAAAAUUUUUAAUGGGACAAUGACACAUAAUGGUUUAUUAUUGGGAGCGAACAUAAAUAGAUACCUUUAUAGCAUCCACUUGCGCUUAGUUUAACUUUGGUUUUAUAUAGCCAAAUGGCAACUUAAUAUACGUAGACCUUAGUUCAUAUUAUAUUAAAAAAGUUGUUAAUAUUGUAUAUUGAUUUUGUAAACAAAUUUAACUGCUUCACAUGAACAAACUUUCAUUUACAAUAAAGGAAAAUUUUCGAAGAUGUGCGAUUUUUCCCAUGUGAAUUUUUUGUUACAAACCAUGUGUGAGUUUUUUCAUUAGGAAUGUAGCUCACAUGAAAUUUACAAUAAGGUGGAAUAAAUUUCUAAAAUUGGAAUUUUUGCUUUAAUGCUUAUUUUGAAGUAACAUAAAUUGCUGAAACUCUGCUUUCAUUUCCUUAACAUAUGUACAUACUUUUAUGAAAGUUUGAUAAGUACUACAAAUACAUAUACAUACGUCAUAUACGUACAGUUAUGUAAAAUAUAAUAAGAAUUGUGGCCUACAUUUUAUGAAGUUAAUGGGCAUCCAGAAUGAGGGAGUCAAAGAUAAUUAACUCAACAAAUUUCUUGGCAACAUAUUCAAAUCAAAUGUUUUUUUUUAGUUUUAUCCAGAUUUAAUUAAAAUUCUUGUACUUUUUUUGUUUUUUAUAAUUUGCCGUUUUUAGCAUUUGGUAAAUAAUAAGGACACGUCUAGUUUUACAAAAAAAGUUGCAAUAAUAAAUAAGAAAAAGGAACGAAAUUUCCUUCAAUUGUGUUAGUAUUAAUUUUAAAUCAGUUUAAUAUGUUUUUUUGAAAAUCCAUGGUUGUUUAAAUUGCAACGAUAUAGCUUCGGCAUAGAGUAAACUUGGUUUCGGCAGUCCGAAUCCUUUUAAUCAUUGGAAACCUGACAAUUCAUCAUUGUUCUUUAAGCACAUAAUGAAGUUGCUGAUCCCAAACCACUAUUUUGUACACUUAGCCGUGUGUUUUGGGUCGUUGUCUUGACGAAAUAUCCACUUAAGUGUCAUUUUAUCUACCGAGUUCUGUGUAUCAUACGUAUUUAGAGUAUCGCAACAUAACCGGUUGCUUUUAUAUUGUUCUGUAAACGAUCCCCAAACCAUAAUUUUUCCACCACCACAUUUAGCGGUCUUUACCGUGUAUUUAGAGCUUUAAACAUUAUUGUUUGGAUUUCUUAUAUGAUGAAUACCUUGUUCAGUACUAAAAAAGCUUACAUUUGUUUUGUCAGACUAGAUAAUGUUCACAUGUUCUACCGCAAACAUUAAACUAUAGAAAUAAAUUGCGAUAGUAGAAAAUGUUCGGUUGCCUUAGCAUUUCCUUACUUGUUUAUAAAUAAUGAGUGUUAAAAAAUGCACUUAACUGGCAAAAAAUGUCCAUGCCUUACUUUUUAUACAUCCCUGUCCUUAUUAUUUUUCACAUAACUGUACAUAAUUACUAUGAAGGUGAUUAGUUAGUAUCGUGUUUACUGACUUUUGCUUGUAUAUAUUGACAUUUGAAACGUCAACACUGUUGCAAUCCUAGUGUUGUGUGUAAUCUAAAUGUGCUGCUUCUCCUUCAAGGAUUGUAAUAUUUAUAAAUUUAAAUUUAUUUAUUAUUUCGUUUUAUUUUUUUUAUUUUUACAAGUGGUUGAUAUGUAUUAGCAGCGUUCUUGCCUAGUGUGUAUGUAUAUAUGUAUGUACAUAUGUGUGAAGCAGCAGCAUUGAACAGCAAGUAUAUUUUCGUUUAACCGAGGCAAGUGUGCUUGUUUUCCGUGCAUAUUUUGUAUAAAGUUAACAUUCAAUGCUCAAAAUCUGUCUGUUUGUAGUUAACACCUUGUACUGCUGACGUGCGAAAAUCAUAAACUAAUACUAAUUAAUAAUAAUAUGUGCUUAGGUGCAACUAUGCCUCAGUCACAUCUACAGCUGCAAAAGCAAAGAAAAACUUUAUAUAUUAACGCACAUAUAGUGGUACACAAAGAUUUGCCUUUCAUAUACGCACUACAAACACUAUCAGUUCAAUAAGUAUUGCACCAUCAAAUUGCCGUGUGUUCAUGUAAUAGAACAUUAAACACGUACAACUAGUCGCAUGUCGUCGUCGUCGAUAUUACAACAGCAAUUAAGUGUGGAAAAGCUGGUAAAAGCUACAGCGUAUACAGCUGCUGUUGUCCUGCCACCAUCACCAAUACAACAUCAUGCACCAGACGCCACUACAACAAACACGCUACAGGUUUCAGCUAUAGCUCCUUUGGAACGUUGCUGCGCUGAUCCCCUGCAUAUGACCGCACAGACAUUUACAGUUGAUAGCAACAAAGCUGAUAACAACGUUGAAAUUAGUAACUCAAGUAUUAAGUUAGAGGAGCAGCAGCACAAAUGCAAGCAUCAAAACUGCAAUAGUGUUGAACAAGCGAACCCUACCAUUGAUACCUCAAACCCCACAGUCCCAAUUCUAUUGGAUAUGCACCCUACGCCUGAUGCCAGUAAACAAAUAGCAGCAACACCGGAACGCCGACAAUCAUUACCAGCAGCCGGGGGCGCUGAGCUUGAACACAUGUAUGCAGAGAAUAGCGUUCAUAACGCAGACAAGCUAAGCAAUUCUUCGAUUCCGAACGCUACUCAAAGCCACGAUACCAAAAUCUAUCAAUUGCUGACUUCGCCAAUGCAUGAGCUGCCAGCUGACAAAGAAACGACAAAUGAAAGCGACAAAUCAGCGCAACUGACGGUGAAUAGUAAACUUAAAGACGACACAAAUUCAACGCUUAAUAUUACCGAUGUUAAGCGCAGUGCUGCAACGGGAAACGCUAACGCUCAAAAUAAUGACGCGCGCACAAAUACACAGGCGCUUGAUGUACUACUCAAUGGCGGUUUGUCGCAGAGCAUGUUCAAGCAUUUGCCCCCACGUCCAAGCGUUGUAGCGCUGCAGCAGCAUAUUACAUCGACUGCGGUUGAGCAUUUCGCACAAGCGAAUUUGCAACCGCCUAAUGAUUGCAUGCUGCCCGUCAGCAGUUCAACCUUUCUGUACGAAAAAGAGAGUCAACUGCUUGCUAAACUCUUCGCUACAGAUCUUGUGAUACCAAAAUGUUAUGCAACAACAACAAGCGCGGUAAGUGAUGCCGGAGACGCUGGCGGCCACAACAACAAAACGGACAACCGUUUGACGUAUAGUAAUGGUGAAAUGUUAGCUGUUGCCGCAAAAGAAAAACCUGAAUUUGAUGUAAGUGUACCAAGUACACGCACUGCUGAGUCCGCCAAACAGCCGCAAGUAUCGAACGCCGCACUUAAUUUGUUAACCGAAAUACUAUUGCGUCAACAAGACUUUCAACACAUACAACAGCAAACACAACUACACACAGCGGCUGUAAAUAAUGUUGAAAUAGCACCUGCUUUGCAGAAGGAUCCACUACACAUCAAUAAGUUGUCGAUGGCAUCGCCACUGUCAUUACCAUUUCCUUUCCAAUUACCUCUACCAUUAUCGCUGUCGCUGCCACUGCCGUUACCGCUGUCGCUGCCGCUCAUGCCCGUCAUUGAUAAUACGAAAAACAAUAACAACUACAAUGCGAUUUCAAAACAGCCCACUUUCGAGGUACCCACAUUUCUGAUAGGCGACUCAACUGGUGAAUGUAAGGAACCAAUCUAUUUGAACUCCAAACACGAAUCGACAGCACACCAUGAACAACACCAAGAGAUAGUAGAGUCAUCGCAGCAACAGCAACAAUCAACAAAUCACUUAUUAGCCACACAAUUUCUCUAUUCCCGUCUAUUGCGUGCAAAUGUGCCAGCGCUGACUGAGCAAUUGCGUGAACGCGAUAUCCACAUGUUAGACUAUGCGCCCAGCAUCUCAAAGCCACACUCGCCUGCUAGCUGUACACAAUCCACAACAAACGAUAGUAAUAAUAAUCGCAAUCAUUUGUCGCAUGUCAAUAGCGCCACUGUUGACACGAAUUUAGCGUUUGAUAAAGUACUAAGCAACGCGUACCAAUGUAUGCCUGCAACCGAUUUGCCCACCGAUAACAGCGGCGCUGACAAAUGUAGUCGCCAUCUAAUAACGCACCGGCAUGCCAGCGGCACUGAACUCUUAUCUGCACAAGAGACGGCGCUCACGCAAGCGCAACUACAAUUAGACAAGUAUUUGGAGCUAAGCCAGCAGUUUGUUGCGCUCACGCAACCCAAUGUAACUAUAAAGGACAAACUUACGUCGCACAUCGUGCCACGCGUGCGCGAGCAUGUGGCACAAACGAAAACACUAAUUGAUUCCACGCAGACGCAGCUGCGUCUACUUAGGCGGCAAUGCGCGACCGCAAAGCUUUAUUACGAGCGCACGAUGCGGCGCAUGGACACAAGCGCAUUCAAGUAUCUGCGUCAAAAGCAUGCCACAUAUACACCCGCUUGGUGUGUGGAUAAUAAUGUAACGCGUGCGGCAGUGAUUGCCGCAAUGGCGGUCGCGAUCGAAUUGCAGCCACUGCCGGCGACAACUUACGUUAAAACGGAGCGUCUGGUAAGCGGUAAAAGCGAAUUGAGCGAUAGUGAAUUUGAGCAGCCGGCUGUUGAUUCAGAUACACGAGAGACUUUGUUGGGCAUAGAGACGUACAUUGAGCGCUACGUGAAGACGGUAUGCAGCAAUAAUGUUGAUGUUAAUGAGCCUACGACACAGUCAAACGUAGAGACGCUAUGCAAUGCUGAUGCGUAUGACAGCACGAUUUACAGCGCUAACAAGUGCGGCAAUAAUGCUGGUGUGGACUAUGACGUUGAAGGUGGUGCGCAUGUUAAGUGUGGUAAUCAAGAGUUGCCGUCCUUUAUGAAACCGCAGCGACCGCUUGAGGCGUCAUCACCCAUCUGCUUUUGGCAUCCAGAUAAUCGAGGGCUGCACGUUAAUGAUGACACGCUUUCGGCUGCCGAAAUCAUAUUGGAGUGUGCCGCUUUAAGCGUGCAAGCGCAUAUGCAAGGUUCCGCCAAUGCAACUAAUACAAUGGCCGGUGAAAAUAUUGCCAACACAGCACAAGCAGCUGAACUUGAAGGAAAUAAUUGCGAAAAUAAUCAUGAAAACGCUGAACGUACGCCAUCAGUCGAUGCAACAAUCCUAACAAGUGCCGGCAAUGAUGCGCAUGCAGCUGCCGUAAUAAAGGAUGACACUGGCGAGAAAAAAGCUAUGCAGCUAUUACGUCUUGGCUCGCCAAUGCUCAACUCACCUACCGUGCUGACGCCAACGUCCACGCCCACUACUACACCGACGCCGCCCUUAAACACAAGUAUUACCAAUUUUGGUAAAAAUCAACGCAAUGCGCGUCAUCAUGAAUCGACAGCAAGCAAGCUUAGACAACGCUAUAGCAACAACAACGGCAGUGAUGUCGCCAACAGCAACAGCAACACUAGCGAUAUCAAUAUGGGCAAAAAGUUGGAGACAAAUAUACUUGAAACGCUGCAGGUUAUGCAGACAACGUCGGAAGCAACAGCUGCCCCUGCAGUGGUUGGUGCAAAUAUUGGUAGCAAAAAGAAACAACAACAACAGUAUACGCUACAUCAGCCACAACAGCAGCAAGUAGCGUUUAGUAGUUGUAGCAGCAGUAAUAAUGACAACAACGGUGCUAGCGGUAGCGGUAGUUUAUAUGGGCUCCAUAGUCCAGCAGCUAAUAGCAACUGCGAGUCAACUGCAGCAGCAGCAGUGGUGGCUUUGCAAGAGCGCGCUUUCACUGACAUUUUUAAGGCACGCUUUAACGCAUUAACGGCUGCCGCCGUAAUGAAUGCUACUGCUGCUGCAGCCGCCGCAUCUGCACCAGAUGGACCGUACGAUUUAAGCAUCAGCAGAAAAGUCAAGCAAACAAACUUGGAUAGUAAAAUCUCAACGGCUAAUCAGCAGGGAAAUGAGUGCAAAGACAAUUCGAAUGAGAAGAAGAAACCGCAUAUCAAGAAGCCACUGAAUGCGUUCAUGCUCUAUAUGAAGGAGAUGCGGGCCAAAGUGGUUGCCGAGUGCACAUUAAAAGAAUCGGCGGCAAUAAAUCAAAUACUUGGUAGAAGGUGGCAUGAGCUUAGCCGCGAAGAGCAAAGUAAAUAUUACGAAAAGGCGCGGCAAGAGCGCCAAUUACAUAUGGAAUUAUAUCCAGGGUGGAGCGCACGGGAUAACUACGGCUAUGUUUCGAAAAAGAAAAAACGUAAAAAAGACCGAUCACCCGCGGAUUCGGGAGGUAAUAAUAUGAAAAAGUGCCGUGCUCGAUUUGGUUUAGAUCAGCAGAAUCAGUGGUGUAAGCCUUGCAGGCGUAAAAAGAAAUGCAUACGUUAUAUGGAAGGACUGAGCAGUAAUGCCGGCAGCAGCGGCACCAAAGAUGAUAGCUUUCAAGAUUUGGACGAUCUGGAAGAGGAUAAUGCUAGUGAUGAUAAUCUCGGUAGUCCAGGUAGCAUAGAUGACAACAACAAAACGCCAGACGAUGAUACGGAAUCGCUGAAUAAUUCGCUAUCUAGUCCGGGAUGCCAAAGCGGUUUGUCUAGUCUACAGAGCCCAUCAACCAGCAUGGCUAGCCCAUUAAAUCUGCUCGCUAGUCCUGCAACGCCCGUAACAGUGGGUGUGCCUUUCGGACUAUCUGACAAUCAGCAGGAGCAGAAUGUGCCAAGUCAACAGCAGCAACUACAACAAGCGAGUAGUGAGCAACAAAUGCGUAUGCAACAUCAUCAUCAUCAGCAGCAGCAAAUGCAUUUAAGUCAACAUCAACAACUUAUGCAACACCACCACCCGCAUCCCACGCACACAAAUAACAGUAUUUACGAGCAGCAUGCGAAAGGCGCAAGGCCAUUUCUUUGCAAUAGUGGCAGCGGCGUCGGUGUCGGCCGUAGUACAUUAAUGUCCCCAGCGCUGUCAAAUAACGGUGCCAGCGGUAUAUGCAUUGGCAGCAACAACAGUCUAACAAAUACCUCAACAACACCGUCUGCUGUGGCAGCGGCGGCAGCUUUCACAGAGCGCACAAUGCGCUCACUACUGAAUCCUAGUCCAUCUGGCCUACUACUAAAUAACAAUUGCUUUCCACAGAGUACGCUGGAACCAAGCGGCGCCAUAGUCUCAAUAGAACAAAUUCUAGCGAAUAGCAAUAGUUUAUCGACCAGCACUGCGACGACGACGCCAACCAGCGCUGUUGCUAAGUACCCCACCACGACCAAUACCAACAGCACAUUAAGCAACCGCGCCACAGAUGAGUCAAAUAGUUUUAUUACUUACAGCAGCAAUAGCAAUGCCUCAUUCACCAAUAGCAAUACCAACAACAACGGUGUUUGUGAACCCAAUGCAAUGCAGGCCGUUACGUCAACACAGCCCAUACUAAGCGCUGUAGUUAAGACAAAAUCUAGCGUUUCAUCGUCUGCUUCAUCGGAGCCCUCAUCACCUGCGUGUGACACUUACGAAAAAUCAGUGCCGCCAGCCCAACGAAACCCUAUAGGCGCCAAUCCGCAUGACAUCAACAACCCGCUCAGCAUUAAUCAGCUCACCAAAUGCAGUGAAAGCACGAGCAGCAACAACAACAUCAGUUGUACUGUUACGAAGAAUUCUGACAACAACGCUGAUCCAUCCAGCCUCGAUAAUGUGCCAACUGCGUUCAACAGCCUUACCAAUGGCAUUGCGGCCAAGCAAUACAAGCAUAGCCCACAACAACUGCAAAAACAACUUGCCUUGCGUAUACCCACAAUCGCUGCAACGCCACAGCAUCAGUCCUUAUUACCGCCGGUGCCGCAACAUUAUCAGCAGCAAUUCAAUUUGCAUGCGGGCACUGGGCCGCCCACGCCGUCGACCCAUCACCACGCCCAUCACCACGCGCAUUCACCACUGUUCAAUCAGCAUUUCCAACAAUUUAGCCAUCACUUGGCGUCCGUUGCAGCGGCGGCGGCGGCCGCAAGCAUACACAUGCCCAACAUAUUGAGCGCUGCUGCUGCAGUGAAUCCCAACAACAACAGCAUACAACGUAACAGCAGAAGCGGCGCAACAACACAUGAAGCUGUUGACGCAGUAGCCACAACAGCAGCAACAACAAUUGCAGCGAGCGAAACUACUCUGAACAAUGAGACUGGCACAGAGAGCAGCGCAAAUAUGCCAGCGGCCAAAUGCCACGCAACACAGUCAACAACAGCAGUGACAACGCCAACAGCGAAGACACUGCCAGUGUUGGCUACGGACAGCGCGGCCAUUGCCAAUGUCAGCACAAGCAAAACUGGCAGUGAAAACGGCGCUAUCAGCGUUACGUAACGGUAACAUACACUCGCACGCAAACUGUUGCUGAAACUGGUGAAUGUCAGCGCUUGCAACAAUAGCAACGUUGCAACUGUUUGUGUUAUAUUUUUAGUUUCAUAGUAUGUAGUAUGCGUAUUGUAAGUAUAAAUAAUGUGAAAAUGUUGGCAAAUAAUCAACCCUGGCGCCGCCUAAGUCAGUCAAGUAGACCUAAUACAUAGGCCUCGGCCACGCAAUGAGCGGCUGAACGGUAAGCGGCAGACGAUUAAAACAUUCUAUUGAAGUGCCCACAUACUGAGCGAGCUGUGAGCGGCGCCGCUAAGCCACUCACCGCUUUGCCGACCAUUGCGUUGCCGAAGCCUAACACUCCAAACUUUUUCCCGCUGUUGCUUUGCAGCUGCAGCAGCAGCAGUACUAAUGCAACUGCAAAGUCAUCCAAAUUUUAUUGAAAUGUAGCAGCAGCAAGUACAAGUAACUAAUAUAGAUAUUUUCUACACGCGUUUAUACUAUUUUGAUUGAGGCUGCUAAAUUUAUUCUAAGAAUUUGCAUAUUUUUUUAUUUGUAAAAAUAACAGUUUUUGAAGGAACUCUAGCCACCCCUUCCAAAAAAGGUGUUCUGCGUUGACCUGUGGUUCAUAUAAAAUUAAAAACUCAAGCGGAUUUCGUUAAAGUAAUGUAAAACAAAAUUGUAACGGUAAUAAAAGCAAGCCUCGGUUAAGUACUAGAAAAUAUAGUUCUGAAGCCUGUGUAAAACUUUGAGACUAAACCAACUGGUCUUUCCAACGGUGUGGCGGUCUUCCUCGGCUUCCACCAGCGGGUCCUGCAUGGAACACUGUCAAAGCUGGAGUGCUUUCGUUCAUUCGGACAACAUAACCUUGCCAGUCCUUUUAUGCGAUGAACUAUGUUAUAUUGCCAUAUAACUCAUCCAGCUUAUUCUUCCAGCGUCUCCGGUAUUUGCCUUUGCCAAUGUUCAAAGGACAAUAAACCCUCCGCAAAACCUUGCUCUGGAAAACUCCUAGUGCCGUCUCAUCGGAAACGCUUCAGCUUUAUAAGGCAGCGGGGAAAUGAUGACCGACUUGUAGAGAUUGAUUCUGUCUCGUCGAGAGUGGACUCUGCUUUUCAAUUGUCUAGUCAGUACAUAGUAGCAACUAUGGGCAAGAGUUUUCUGUGCUGCGUUGGAUUUCAAGGCUGACAUUAUAAUUGGUGUUAAUGCUGAUCCCAAGAUAGACGAAAUUAAAUACAACUUCAAAGUUGUGACUGUGAGACUAAUCGGUACAGCCAUUUAUGAGAAAUCUUGCUCACCGACUUUCAAAUCACAGCUUUGCAGAAAAAUAAGGCGUUAUAUACCUGUCAUCUACUUUCAAAAGUGUUUAACUUUAAAAAUAACCAUCGGAUCUACUUUCAGCGUAUUUACAAUACAUUUACAUUAAAUAAAGAAAUCGAUUUUUUUUUAAUUCAACUAGUAGUAACCGCUUAACCAAGUGUGGUGUGUGCUCAUCACGGGUUGUCAAUAAAUUGUUUACAAAAUGCAAACUCUGAUUAGUUUCAAGCAUCACCAUAAAUUGGAAAUAUAUUUGGCGGUGGAUCAAUGUUGAAUAGUUGCUCAGCUACAUGUGUAUGUCUGUAGACAAAAUAAUAAAAAAAUAAAAUUGACCAAAUGUGAUUUCAAAAGCGCAAUCACGUUCAGUUAAAUAAAAGAAUUCUAUAUGUAAAUAUAAACGAUACACACGACAGUAAGUGUAAAAUUAAAUGGUUAUGAUAUGGCGAAACGCAAGCAGUGUAGCUAAUUAGGUCAUGAAAUACACAGUAUAAAUUUACAAAAAACAAAAAUAAAACAAUACAUAUAUAUAUAUAUUUAUAUGUAUAUAUAUACAUAAAUUAAUACGUUUAAUAACAAAAUUAUUGCAAUUGAAAGUAAUGCAAAAAUAUUGUUUUUUGUAAAUGAUUGCAAAUAAACUUAAUGAUAGACUUGACGGAAAACUUAAACGAAUUUAUUUUUAAAAGAAAUUUUACGCAACAUGCCUAAAGAAAUCAAUAUAAAACAAAUAUAACAAAAUGUAAAAAAAAGUUACAAAUUUAAAACAAAAAAAUGUAUAUUUUGUCAUAUUUACAUGAAAACAAAGAAAAAUUCAAAACACAACAGCACACAACUUGACAUAUGCAUACACGUAUACCAUAUCAUACACGAUUUUUGGGAAAUCAGAUGUGGACACACACGAGUAGUAAAUGACAUAAAACUCAUAUAAAUACAGCAUGCAGUCCGAGUUAGUUGUCGUACUGACAUAGCAUCAGUUCUUAGAUCACAUUUGCGCUGUAUUUAGAACGCCCCUGAUUUCCACAAGUUAAUGCCUUAUCCUCGGCGAUAUGAAUUUCCCUAGAUUUUAGCCUUUGCUGGCCAUUUAAGUCUUUACCACACAACACAUAUCUCGUAGUACAUACGCUACCAACCCAAAUUUGAUACAGGAUUUAGCGAAAAAAAAUUAAAGUUUAAGUUGUUGUUGAAAAAUAUACACAGUCCUACAUAUUAUUUGUAGUUAAAGCUGAAAACCAUUUUACUAUAGUAAUGUUAAAGCAGAAACAUAAUGAAAAAGUAACAUAAUUAAUAAUACAAUGCAAAACAUAAAAACUGUGCCACAUUUUUGCCAUAUUUUUUUUCAAAUUUUAUGUAAAAAAGAUUAUAUAUGUAGGCGUAUAGAUAGCGUAAAAAAGGAAAGAUCUAUUUAAGCAUUUACAUAAAACAAAAACAAAAAAAUUGUGCAUAAAACAUAAAAGGUUGAAUAAUACAAUUAAACAAUGUUAAGACAACGACAAAUUCAAAUCUAAGCAUAUAAGUAUAAAAUUUAGCAUUUCAUGAGUACACAUGUACAUUUCAAAACAACAAAUGAAAACAGCAUUAAGUAGUUAUAACACAUUUUGCAAAAAACAUAAAAAAGUUUAGUGAAGUGCCAGCUAAAUGAUAAAAUGAACCCAAGUUAAAAGAAUGGCAUACAUUAUGUGUACAAACUCCAUAAUUGGACGAGCAGCUAGACAAAUUGAAAGUAUAUGUAUGUAUGUAUAUACUCACAUAAUAGCUGUACAGUUGUUUCUACAUUUACGCGAAACUAAUUUUGUGCAUUGGACUUACUUUUAAACAUAUCAUCAUGUUGUAAACAAUGCGCCGUCGUAGCAAGAAAAGCUCUUUCAGCAGCCAGUAUGGUUAUACUGGUAGACAUAACAACAAAAAUUUCAACUCUAAAUAUAGCUAACUCAUUUGCUUUUUUAUAUUGUAUAUUAAAAAAAAUUAAUUUCAUUUUUUGCACCAUGCAAUUAUAUUCCAUUUCAGUUGAAUUUUUGUAAUGCUUAUUAAUGCUAACAACCCAAUUCGUAAAAAAUCAGUUGAAAUACAACUAAAUUAGCUUUUUGUAUUGAAAAGUACAUAAUUUGGCUCCUACCUAUGUAGCAUAAAACAAAAUUGUGUUUUUUUCUAUAACCGUUUAAUUUGUUCAAUUAACUGCCGGAUUUUCAAUUUUAAAGCUAACAAUAACAAUGAAACUUCAGCUAGCAAUCAUUGCAAUGCAAUGUAGAAGUUUUGCUGCUUUAACUGCAAUUCAACUAGUUUGAGUUGUUAAUUUGUUUGAAUUGUUGACUCAGUUGAGUUAUUAAUUUGGUUGAGUUGUUAACUCGACGGAGUUGUUAACUCUGUCCAACUGUCAACUCAGUUGAGUUGUCAACUCAGGUUAGUUGUUAACUCAGGUAAGUUGUUAACUAAUUCGAAAUGUUAACUCAGUAGAGUUGUUAAGCGCAAAAGUGGUAUAUUUUCGUUAACAGUUUCAUGUUUCAUAUUUUCUUAAAACGUUAAUAAUGUCAUUUCCAAUUAAGCAAUAUUAAUUAUUGCAAUUCCUUACUUCAGCUGCUUAACUUCCGCGCUACUCCCUGCGUAAAUAUAUGACCUCUCUUGAGUACAAAGUACACUUCUUCUUAAACGAUUUUCAUAUUGUCGUGUGAACGCCGUGAAUAUAUACAAAUCAUAUAGUAAUUUUGUGGGGUUUUUAACAUAACUUCGUUUGUAUUGUGAUUAGGGACGGAUUUACAAAAUUACGAGUCGUUGGGAUUGUACAGACUAAGUGUACAUGAUAUACAUAUGUAUGUAAUAACGCAAUAGCAUUAAGCAAGUUAACGAUAACGAAUUAUAUAUACCAAAAACUAUCAGCAAAGUAAUAAUACUGAUAAAUGGCAUUGCAUGCAAAAUGCAAUUAUUUAGCACACAUUUUGAAGCAUUAUUAACAUAUAUGUAAAUACCGUUAGAGCGCGCAUAUUUGUGUAUGUAAGUAUGUAAGCAAACCAGGCCCAUACUUGUAGGUCUAAUGUGCGCUAUAAAGGAAAUUAAUAGCGUUUUCUUUUCUCAAAAAAAUGUAACAUUUAUUCUGCCCUGUAUUUGGAUUUUCAAAUUGUGGAUGAGAGUUGACCAGCAAUAGGAAGACAUUUAUCUGUUCUUUUAUUACGUAAAAAUGGAAAACAUUCAAAAAGGUAGUAGAGCAUUUGUAUAUUGUUGAAAUAUAAAAAGGCAGCAUUUUCAUCGAGAAAAGAAAACGCUAUAAGUGAAAUGAAAUGCAAAAGCGUAAGCGCGAAAAAUCCUCCGUAAUAUAAUUAAACACAUACAUAUAUACAUAUCAUAUAUAUGUAUAUGUAUAUGUAUAACAAACAAACAAAUAAGCAUUGUGGCCAAGGCCAGUUGUGUAAGCAUAUGUAUCGAUAAUUGCCAAUUUUCACUAAAAGACUGUUACUAUCUAUUAGUUGUAUACAUAAAUUACAAAUUACCAGGAAAAAGAAAUCAUGUAAAGUUAAUAACCAACAAGCAAAAUGGAAAAACUAAACUAAAAACAAAUUACAAAUAAUAAUAAUAAUACAAGUAAAUUAAAACUUAUAGUGUUGUAAUUGCAGCAAUUUAUCAAGUAUAAAUAAAUAGUUAAUAGUUAUUUAAUAUAUGUAUGUACGUAUGUAUGUUAUUAUUUAAUUAUAAGGUAAAUUGUAAUGCAAUGUGUGUUGUGAAAAAAUUUAAUUGUAAAAUCAACAUUUUGUAUAUGUAUAAGCGAAUUAUUUUUAACUGAACACAAGCUGGCAUACAAUGGCACGAUAGAAAAGUGAAAAUAUUUAAUUGUGCAUUACAAAUAUGAAUAUAAAUUGUUUCCUUAAAUAUUUUUUUUUUUAUAAAAAAAGAAAAGCUUGUAGAGUACAGUUACAUACAUAUAUGGACGCAACGCGAAAUCUUUUCAAAAACAUUCAAUGUGCUUGGUGUAAGAACGCAAAAUCGACACUUGCAUUCAUUGUAUACACACAUGUUACUGUUAGCUACUAUAAUAUCGGUGGACAGUUACAAGCUCUUUCCCAUAGUAGGUACGCUCAUCAUACAUGCUUUAGGGGGUUACAACUAGUUAGGAGCACUAAACAUGUUUAUUUAUGAUCCAAAGAAUUUUUACACAUAUUAUGAUGACUAUGAAAAGUAUUGCAUAAUUUUUUAUUUGUAAAAAUGACAGUUUUGGAAGCUGCUACAGCAGGUCUCCGGGGCCCCUGCCAAAAAAGUCGUUUUGCGUUCACCACUAUAUCUCCGAAAUGAAGAAAUCAAACGGAUUUCGUUAAAGUAAUGUAUAAUCUUGUAAUUAAUCGAAAGAAUACGCAAAACAAUUUUUUUUGACAAAAUGGCGGCUUCUAAAAAAAAAAAUUGAUUUUUUGGCCAAAAUGUUGACCUUAAAUUGUAUACAAAAAAUGUUUAUCCAUAAUAAAAAAAAAAUCUAUUAAAAUGCUAGAAUAUAUAGUUCAGUGUAAAACUUUGAGUUUAAAAUAUUCAAAACAUUGUUUUGAGAAAAACAAAGCUCCGUUUACCGGUCCACUACUUUAAAAUGUGUGUAACUUCAAAAAUAACAAUUGGAUUGACUUGACAUUUUCAGCGUGUUUACUUAUGUACAAUACAAAAAUGAAAUAUAAAGUUCGAUUUUUUGAAAAUUCUUACUAGUUGUAACCCCUUAAGUAUAGCUUUUUUUUCUCCUUUGGCACAACUGCUUUUGUAAAAUGUACGCUCUAAGAGUAAUUUGUAUGAAAUUUGACUGCGAUUGCCAAUUCAAGAGUUCAAGUUAUGGAGAAUAUCGAGUUAUCGAUCGAUUUAUGGCAAUUCAACUGUAUAUGCUUAAAAAAACUGCUAUUGGAAUGUCAUAUAAUUUGACGCCAGCAUUAACUGUAUUCGCUAUAUUGAAAUUCUGUCUGUGCAAAUUUUACUAUUUUCCAAACGCAAAAUGUUUUGUUGUUUUCAAUAUUUAAAAAAAAAUUAAACAUGCACUGUUAAUUGCCAAAUGAAAAUUUAGUUUUAUUUAAUAAUAUUUUUUAUAACACUAAUUUGCUUUCAUUACGCUUUAAUACAUGUAUGUUUUCAUAAAAAAAUCUAUGGCUUUAGCAUUCUAUAGCGUUUAAAUUGAACCAAAUUUUAAGCGCGUGAAUGUAUAUUUACAUGUACAUAUUUUCAUUUAAAUGUAUAUAUUUAAGCAUUUUUUUAACAUUUUAUGUCAUAGCGCUAUUUCUAUAUUUAUGUAAUUUAAUAUAUUUACUUAUUUCUAUGUCACAUGUGAACUCAAGUGUUAUUGUUAAGUUCGUGCAAUAUAUGCGUAUUUAGUAUAAGCCACACAUUUAUACAUUUGUUAUACAUAUGUGUAUGAAUAGAUUUAAACAUUUUUCUUAUAUCGUAUACAUGGUUAACAUGAGUAUGUUAGCUUAGUUACAUAUAUAAUAUUUAUGCACAUUGCCGGGCUAAUCCACACAGUUGCAGUUCAGGUGUACACUUUCAAUGCUAUAACUGAUAUAUAGGAGAAAUGCCAUAUAGUUUAAAAAGCGAACUAAACUAGUAACACAACUCAGUAUACCGUAAUUAAUUACAGCAGCAGCACUUAUUUUUAAUGUUUCUGAAAAGUAACUUUCGUAAUUGAAUACACACCAAAUCACAUGUAAAACACUGUGCAACACUCGGCUGCGUAUUGCACCCAACUAAUUUCUUUACGUGAGACUGUGUCAUAAGUAAACAAUGUGUGUUCAACGAUUUUCGUAAUUAGUCGCCAAUAUCGCAAUAUAUCGAUUCGAAGUUCGAAAAAAACACUUAAAAAAAAUUUCUAAUUAUAUCACUAAAAAGCUAUAAAAAUAAUUCAAAAUAUGGAAAAAAGUUUAAAUUUUCUGCUUAAUUCAUUGAAAUGUAUAUAAAACAUUUUGGAAAAGCAAAUCCUUUUUUUAACUAAAUAUUUCGUU